Molecule: messenger RNA, 1835 nt
Organism: Chara braunii
Lineage: Eukaryota; Viridiplantae; Streptophyta; Charophyceae; Charales; Characeae
Source: the annotation of a GenBank genome assembly
UAUACCUCGCUGUCCCCCCCCCCCCUUGCUCUUUGCCGAGAAAGCUAAACAAUACAGAGCAGGACUGUUGGGGGAGCCGGACUGAUGAACUCCCCAGUAGACACGCAUCUCUUUACGUUCUCUUUUGACCUGCUGAUGGAAGAGUAGGAUGGAGACUCAAAAAAUAGUCAGAGAGAUGCGUCUAUUUACAAACUUAGAAACCUGCAUGUAAAGAUGAUAAAACAAUUAUCAGCAUUAGAGGAGGAGGGAGAGGAGGAGGAGAAGGAAGAAGAAGGAGAAGCAGCAGCAGAACUGGAAGCAGAAGGAGAAGCAGCAGCUGAAGCAGAAGCAGAAGGAGAAGAAGAAAAACUUGCACCCCUCCUCAAAGAAGCAGUAGAUGAGGAGUCUUCCACUCCGCUCCCGUUGUUCUUCGACUCCUCUUCACUCUCUGCUAAUCGAAUAGUUGCAGGAACCAUAGCACGGACUUUGUCACAGAUGUUUGGUCACCCUGUGGAUACCAUCAAGACACGAUUGCAAGUUAAGGACCCGCCGAAGCAGUUAAGAAAAUGGAAGACGAAUGCGGCACAAAAAUCCAUCGAUACAAAGCAGAAACUUGAGAAAUGGCUACCGCCCAGCGUUGUUCAUAUUGCAUCUGCAACGAUUGGUACAUUUGCGUCUUCUCUCGUACGGGUGCCUGCGGACACUGUGAAGCAUCGGGUCCAGGCAUAUCUCCAUCCUAAUUCUUUUGAUGCACUGCACACACUCGUGACGAGCAAAGGUGUUCGUGAACUGUAUGUUGGCUUUGGGUCAACAUUAAUGCGUGAUGUGCCAGAAAUUGCAAUCCAGUUUUGGGCCUAUGAGAAGAUGCGUGUGUUUGUGGACAAGAGGAGGAAUGGGCGAAAGCUGACGACACCUGAACAUCUUGCCCUUGGAGCCAUUGCCGGUGCAAUUGCAGCAACAUGCACAAUGCCGCUUGAUUUGGUGAAGACGAGGCAGCAGUGCGGAAUGCGGAUCAAUGUACAUAGCAUUCUUCUAGGUGUUCUUGCAGAGAAAGGAUUCCCUGGUCUCUUUGCUGGACUGCCAUUCCGUGUGAUUCACGUAUCACUGAUGUCAUCUGUGUUCUUCGGCCUUUUCGAGUACUGCAAAAUGAUUACUGGAGGCAAUCCAAUUGGUGCCGUAAGAGGCCUGUGCACGGAAUCAUCAAAGGUAUUGAAGCCGGAGCGAGCUGGCGGCGAGAGGAGAAUGCUGUGGAAGAGCUUGUCAAGACAGACGGAGAGAAUCGACAACCACCAGUUGGUUUAUACACAAUGAUAUUGUGCAGACUCUGGAGAGGGAUUGGUAAUUAUGUGUUCACGUACAGAGCUCACAACGCAUCUCGUGUGGAGGAGUGGACAGAUGAUCACAGAUCCGUGCGGGACUGCACUCGGGAAAGACGUUCAGUGAUUAACAGGGCAUUUCCUUGCACAGGUUUGAAGGAGGGACUAUGCACUUCUGCCAUCCGACUGGUGUGCGCAUACGGAGGAGGAACUGAUUAUGCACUUCUCCCUCAAGUCAAGUGCGCUCCCGUGCGGGAGUGCGCCUGGGAGAGUAGGAGUAAUGAUUGACAAUGCAUUUCCUGUCGCGGAGUCGAGUCCUCCUUACGGGGCUGCAUUUGGCAGAGGAGGAGUAAUCGACAGUCAUUUCCUUGCGGAGGAUUUGAGUCAUCCUUAACAGAAGUGCACUAUCGACAGCAGUUAAAAGUGACGCGGUGGGUCUCUAGUCCGUGUACAUACCUCUUGAUCUCCCAAGAUCUCAGCAUCCUCCCCUCACUUUUCUCUUUGACUGCCUAGAUCUCCCUAAUCGAUGUUACAAAAUAG